AGAACACAAUGUGUAUUUCACGCACUGUCCUUUCACCUCCGUUCUCAAACCCUCCUUCGCUCUAGCACAGUUAGGUUAAAAGGACUGGACCGCAGCGCGCCCCCGUCUCCAUAGCUUUCUCCGCAGAGAGUCAGAGCCAACUUUGCUUUAUUUAAGGAUCAAGUAUUUUACAAAUUAAUAUUAGUUUUUUGUGCCUUUUUGCUUUAAGCGCAGCCGCCUGUUGUGGAUAGUCUAAAGUCGACUGGACCGUGAACUCCCAGUGCAGGUGGAAACCAAGAAUCGCAAACAUGCCGUUGCAUCCAGUCACCUCAUUGAUGUACCGCGGUGUUUCCACCGACCCCGACUUGCCCAGCAAUGACGCCCCGCUGAAUCUGCCCGAGGAUGAACUGGAAGAACUCCACCAGGCCUUCAAAGUCUUCGACCAUACUGGGGAUGGCUUCAUUUCAAAGGAGGAACUGGGGGUGGCCAUGCGCUCCCUGGGCUACAUGCCAAAUGAGGUGGAGCUGGAAAUUAUCACCAAGAGACUGGACAUGGACGGCAAUGGCCAGGUGGACUUUGAAGAGUUCAUCGCUCUUCUUAGUCCCAAGCUGACAAUAGUAUUACCGGAAAGGUUCAACGGCACUGACUUUGACUCUGUCUUCUGGAAGAGUGACACGCAGAAGAUGUCGUUGGAGGAACUGAAGAACCUUCUGUUCAACAAUUUCAAUGAGCACCUCUCCAUGAAUGACAUCGACAACAUCAUCAUGACGGAGGAGAACCACAGUGAGAGCCCUACACCCAUUGAUGUGGAUAUAGACGAUGCUAGCCCAACGCAGGAAGGCAGGCAAACUUGCGUCCGCAAAAGCCUAGUAUGCGCCUUAACUUUUGCCUUCAUCAUCAGCGUCCUGCUCAUCGCAACCAAUCAGUUGCUGCGAAAUGAGUUUCAGCCUUAGCCGCUACUUAACCGCCAUUACCACCCCAAAUAAAAAAAAAAACAAAAAAAAAAACAACAAAAACAAAAACAAAAAACAGGUAAUGCUUCUGACAAUUACACAACUGAUCACCGUAUAAGUGCAAAAAAAAGGUAAAAGUUGAGGGUUGGUUGGUGUGAGGUCGGGUGUUUAACAUAUCGUUCUUUGUAAUAAAUAUAUUCAGUAACUUUCAGCAGUUUUCAAAAUAGUGUCCGCUUUAAAGAGCAGGGUGUCAAGUCCUGUCGGUGUCAGUGUAUUACUAUAUGAGGUUUAUUAUAAAAGACUAGAGCAAAAUGUGGCGCUUUGGCCCAGAGGCAACGUCCCUGUCAUUGGUGUACUAACCGCCCUAACCGGCAAGUUUGAAUCCCGGUUAGA
Cynoglossus semilaevis (tongue sole) is the source of this 1325-nucleotide messenger RNA. RefSeq names its product calcium binding protein 7a (gene cabp7a). The coding region runs from base 288 to 932 and encodes 214 amino acids. Gene Ontology annotation, cellular component: trans-Golgi network membrane. The record is from RefSeq and is a predicted model, not a curated record. NCBI's taxonomy places the organism in Eukaryota, Metazoa, Chordata, Actinopteri, Pleuronectiformes, Cynoglossidae. Gene Ontology annotation, molecular function: calcium ion binding. The transcript has 6 exons.